Molecule: messenger RNA, 8581 nt
Organism: Paramuricea clavata
Lineage: Eukaryota; Metazoa; Cnidaria; Anthozoa; Malacalcyonacea; Plexauridae
Source: the annotation of a GenBank genome assembly
AUGGAGAAUUAUAAGGUAAGCUUUGACAGUUAACAAUGAAUUUUGCACUUUGUAGAAAUUUUGGAGAGUUCUGCUUGCAUUUCAUGUACAGGGUACUGUGUGAAUGUUGCAAAGCUUCGCGGGGAAAUUAACACGUCUUCAACACAUGUUUAUAUAUCCAGUGUUCAAAGAUUAUAAUGCCAUUUCAUAUAGGGAAUUCAUAAUAUUACCGAAUUAUAAUGUAUCAUGUUACAGUUUAUGCUUUAUUUAGCUCGCUAUCGAAAUAUUAUAAUUAUCUAUGCAUACUGUGUCUUAGUAUAUGUUUUCAUUGUUUUGGUUAUAAUUGUGUAUAAAUAUUGCAUUGUAUUUUAGUUAAAGCAAAGGCUAGGCAAAGGAGCUCAGGGUUCAGUAUUUUUGGUAGAAAACAAGAUAGACAAGAAAGAAUAUGUAUUAAAAAAGGUACGCGCAUAUCAUGGUAUGUUGCAAAUAUAACAGAAUGUAACAAAUGAUUCUAUUAAACGUUUUGAAUUAAAAUUCUUGAGAACAAUAUACAAAUUUAUUUAUUUAUCAUUUAUUUAUUUAUUUAUUUAUUAACCUUGCCAUUGUCAUUAUAAUAGUUGUGGUUAAUAGUAAACCGAUAGUAAUUAUUUGAAAUAUGUAAUUUAAAUGGAGCAGACUGUCUAUAAUUGAAAUUUAACGCUACAGUCUGGAAAUGUAGGGCUGUCUGAUAUAUUAGUUCAUAUGUCACCUGGGAAUUAUGUGCCGACAAAACUAGACUAAAUAUCAACCUUGCGAUUUAUUGUUUGUUUAUGAAUUAGUGAAAAAAUCUUGUUAUGAUAUUCUGUUGUGUGUCUGUUUCACCCAUCAUUGAAAGUCGUAACAAGUGAACCAUUACUUGACUUGUGUGCAUGAGGUGUUUCAUCACCUCCGUGGAUAAGAUUCAUCCCUGCUUAAUGUCUUAAUUUCUAUUGGCAUAUAUUUAGAUUGAAUGUAAUGAUGAAAGUGAGGCAAACAAGGCAUUUAAAGAGGUAUCAGUCAUACCCUGUAUUUUCCCCAUUUAUUCCUGUAUUUAGUUUUUCAUCUCUUUCUCUCCAUUUUUUAUCAUCCACCCUCCCUCUGGAUUCCCUUAACUAAUUUUUUCACCCCCUUUCCCCAUUCUUUUUGUCUUUUUACACAUCUCUCCAAUUCCCCCCGAAUCCCCUCUCGCAUGAUCAACCCUCUCUCCCACAACCAUCUCUCCCACGAUACCCUCUCCCACGAUACCCUCUCCCACGAUACCCUCUCCCACGAUACCCUCUCCAAAACUGCUAAAGCAGUUAUGGCAUCUUGAUUGAAAUGGUAUCCCACAGUAAUGCUUAAAAAAUGUGCCUACAAGCUGUACCUUAUAUUCUAGGCAAUGGCCUUGCAAGAUUUACAACAUCCUUAUAUUUGUGGUUAUAAAGAAUUCUUUGUCACAUGGGAUAAACAAGUAAAGCUUAAUAAUAUGAUUCAAUUGCAUAAUAAUAAAAUUAACAUAAAUUUUAACAUUGUAUAUUUUGUGUUUAGGAAUCAGCAAUGUGUGUAUGCAUUGUUAUGGAAUAUUAUAAGCUAGGUAAGUAAAAGAAAUGAAGAAAAUAUUUCGUUCCUGCAUUGCCAUUGAUUCCCCAGCCUGUUCUGCCCAAGUGAAAAUAACAAUUAAGUGAAUUAACGUUUGCGUUAUGUGGACCUUUACUACUAUAGGGACCUUGUAAAUGGAGCAAUAAGCUCUGUAGGGUUAACCUGUCAUUUAUGACUAAGUUUGUAAAAAAAAAAUAAUAAUGUACUUACAGGUGAUUUAGAUAGGGUUUUAAAGCAAAGAAGAUCAAAGCAAGAAUUUAUUGAAGAAAAGGUAAACGAAGCUUAGAAUUUAUGCAAGGGCAGUGAAUUGUGGUCAUAGUUACUCAACAUUCGUAUCUGAAAAUGUCAGUGGAAAAAGUGUUAUCUGUGUGUUAUUUUCAGAUUUUGAAGAAAUGGCUUGGUCAAAUCGUACAAGCUCUCACUUUUGUGCACAGACAUAAGGUUAUACACAGGUAGCUACGCUAGAUGUGUCAAUCUAAUUUGUAUUUUAGACUUUUGGAAUUUAAUAAACGUCUUAGGCUAAUUAUAAUUUUUACUUUUAGAGACUUGAAACCAAGCAAUAUAUUUGUGACAGAAGGUCUAAAUAUCAAAAUAGGUACUUGCAGUUACACAAGCUAUCUGCCAUGUCUGUAUACUCGGUAUAAUGUUUCUUUACUGACGCAUGAUUCGUAUGUUGUACAAAUACGAUAUUAGGCAUAUGAUUUGUUGCCAUUUGCCAGCAUAGAUCACGCUAUUCUAGCCGUCACACUAGUAUUGUGUCUGGUUGAACUUCAGGUGAUUUUGGUGUUGCUACCAUCAUGGAUGACGCAAGAACAAGAACAAGAACCACAGUUGGUACCAUGAAUUGGAUGGCACCAGAAGUCUUAGAAAGACCGUAUCCUUAUGUGGAACAGGACGUACAACACGUGUACUAUAGUACUAACAGUAGCAACGUUUAAAUAUGUUAGUUGCGAAACCAGGAUUCAUAUUAAGAGUUUCAAACCUUCACUUAGUCUGCAGUCUUCGACGGGUAGAUUAAACUUUAAUCCACCCGUCGAAAACUGCAGACUGGCAGACGUCGAAAGCUCGUCCAAAUAAAUAUUUUUAACCAGUGAACGUUUGAAACUCUUAUAGUUAGUUAGUAGCAACGUUAUUUGUUUGUUUGUUGACCUUGAUAUUAUGAAGAUAUGACGAAAGAAGUGACGUGUGGUCUCUAGGGUGUAUUUUAUUGGAACUGGCAACGACUGGUUUUCUUGAUGUAAGUGGGUACGCCUCGGGAGUUGUAAUUGAGACCAUUUUUAGCGUAAUAAUUAUAUAAAUGAGGAAAGAAAGGUAAUUUGUAAUAAUUAAAGUCAAGAAGAUUGUGCUUUCAGAGUGCUCAGGCUUCCAGUACGUUAUUUCAAAUCAAACAAUCACCUCAUGUCUUGGACGAUGUUCUGGAGAAAGUUGGCAAGGUAAGGUUCAUGGUAUGAUAGUCCAACUCACUCGUCAGUUGAAUGUGGUAAGAACAACAGUUCUUGUAAACUUUUCUUAUGUUCUUACAUCUCACAGCACUACACAAACGGGAAAGAACUUUGUCAGAUCAUACAAAUCAUGGUACGGCGAAACUUUCAACAAAGACCGACAGCCCUGUAAGAAUCUUUUCUCGUUUUCUCAUUCAUCUUUUUCUUGUUUUGUCAUGUAAAUUUGGCCGGACCUGAAAAUCCCUCACUUCUCACGUGUUGCUUCGUACUAUUUACAACAUGAGCGGCCGUGUUGUAUCGGAUAUACAAACUCGAGCCGAAGGCGAGAGUUUGUAUAUCCGAUACAACACGGACGCGAAUGUUGUAAAUGACUUAAAAAACGACUCAUCUUAUGAGUUCAUUAGCGAAGUAAUUUUAAAAAUAAACGUUGUCUAAGCCGAGAAAAUCAAAGUUAAAUUUUAUGUAAAUCAACAUGAAUCUGUAUCACAUAUAUAUACAGAUACGACACGCUCAUGAUUUUUCUUUGUGUUUUCUUCAUGAAUUAUUAAUGAGUUUUUUAACUGACUUUACAGAUCUUUACAAAUUCAUUACAAAACCACGGCCAUUAUCAGUAAUAUUUUUUUAUUCUUCACCAGAGAACUGUGUGAGUUGCCUUAUAUAAAAGAAAGCAUGGCAUUAAGUGGAACUUCGUCAAAUAAUAACUCAGGUACUGUAAAAUGAGAAUAGAAAAAAGAACAAUUUCAACAAUUGAAGUGUUUGCAAGGAAUUCAGUAAUAUUUUUUCUCAUUUUUUCUGUUAUCAAAUUUCCAGGAGAAACUGGCAAAUUAGGUGGGCAGAAUAUUACAGUUACAAGUAUACUAGAAAUGAUAUUAUAUUAUCAAUAUUCUAAGAAUUAAUUAUACUGCUAUAUAUUAUAGUACUAUUUGAUAUUUAUUUUCACUGAAUUCAUAUAUAGCCAAACCAGUUCCCAAAGACAAAGGAAUAGCUGGCGUCCUUGGUAAGUAACAAGUUGUUGAAUUGAUGAACUUAUUUCGGUUUUACUAAAACUAUGUUUUUCGUAGGUUAUAUGAAAGAUAACAAGAGUUCGCCUGUUUGCCAGGUAAAUUACACACUUCGUAACUAAAUGUACUUUUAUUACAGUGUACAUCAGUGAUAAAUUAAGGUACGUCUUAGAUAUUUAGGUUUAAUUUUUUUCUUGUCAGGUUGAAGCUCUAAAGCAUCUUGCAAUAUUGACUGCAAAAGGAGGUACGCGUGGUAUCUCUCCUAUCACUUGCUAACUAGUUUUAUGAUUUUUUGGGUUGUACAGUAUAUAUGUUCAGAGCUUCACACACUGUGGAAACCAUCAUUCAUUCAUUAAAAUUUCUUUUGCAGACGUCUCUCUCAACGAGUCAGCGAAGAAACAAAUCUGUCAGACAAUGAAAGACAAUCUUUGUGUGUUGGAUAUUCAAAUCAAAACAUGUCAAGUUAUGAUCAAUGUCCUUCCAACGGGUGAGUUGUUGCACAGCCUAGCUAUCCCUAUUCUAGUUUUUCUCCAGAGUUUCAUGUGCUGUUGUCUUUCAACUGAGCUAGAGUAGACCUUUCUGAGUUCACGUUGAACUUUUUUUUACGUCCCCUUUCUUGGGGCACAUGUUGUCUUCAUCUCCCUCUUUAAAAUCUUUCAGUUGGCGAGAAAGAUGUUGUCUAUACAUCGACAAUGAUGCUUCCAAUUUUACUUGCAAUGAGGGUGGGUACGAUUCAAUAAAUUUAGUGUUUCAAUAAAUAUCUUACAUGAUUCCAAUAAUACGUUGUUGUGAAAUUAUAUUUAGUCUCACGGAGGAUCAGCUGAGCUACAGAAAGCUGGAUGUCAAUUGUUGAUGGGCUUGUCUGCUGAUGGUUAGAAUUUCAUUUAUUUAUUAAAAUACACUGCGGGGUUUAAUUCUCGCUGUUUCUAGUGGGCAGUUGCAUGCGAGUGAAACCCUCUCCUUGACUCUACCACCAAACACAAUAUAUUUGCUACCUGAGUUUUUUCACUCCUGUGAGUUCCAUUUACAAUACUGGACCAGUUAGAACUGUUGAAACAAGAAAAUGGUUCAUUUACUACAUUUUGAUGUUGUGUUAUUGUUUGCAGAAUCGGCAGCAGAAUUGAUCGGUAAAUCAGGAGGUGUUCAAGAUGUGUUAGCUGCGCUACGGUUAUUUCCAAAUGAUAUUGACUUGGCAACCAGUGCUUGUGGUGCUGUAUGGAGUCUUGCUGUCAAUGGUAAAUACACCAUGUUGGGUGUGGUUCUAAUGUCGACAAUUCUGAAGUUGAUCACUGUUUCGCAAUACCUACUGCAAAUUACCACAAUUAUGCCAUACGUUUCAACAAAUACGUUUCUUUAUUAAGAAAACUUCAACUUGUUUUUAUUGUAGAAAACAAUUGUAAGAUCGUAACAGAAGAACGAGGUCUUCGAGAUAUCUGUAUUGCAAUGCAGUCACAUGACUCCAGUGUUGAUCUCGUCGAGUCCGCCUGUUCUGCACUUUGGUCUUUGUCUAUGGAAGGUGACAUGUUAUGAUUAGAGCUGAAUUUUUAUCUACCGUCAUUUUCUUGCCAGUCAACAUAACUUGUUGAUGAGUAGGAUCCAAGAUGUUGCUAUGUGUGCCGAUGUGUCUGGGGUUUGAUUUCUGCGACAGGCAGUUGUUUGGUCAUAAUUUCACCUCAGUCACAUGUGAGAAGAGUGCUUCCAGUUUGACUCUACCAAACAUCGAAGGUUUCUUCUGGGUAAUCCUCUUGUAUUAACACUGCGAAAUAAUCUUUUCAUUCAACAUUCAUCUUAUUUCAGAUGAUAAUAUUGAAAUGAUACAAGACAGUAAUACAGUGAGUUUGUUAGUGGACGCCGUUAAAACACAUAUGAAGGUGCGACCAAAAAUUCUCACGAGAGUUAGUGUAAGCUUUCACGCAUGUUUUCUUGGCAUAAACUUCUGAUAUUUCUUGGUUUUGAUCUUCUUAGGUUGCGAAAGUUGUGAAGAAUGCGUGCAUGGCUUUAGCCAGCAUUGUCGAGGCUGAUGGUAUAUGUCUAAAGACGAAAAACUUCAUGUUCAUUUAUCUUAUGUUUCAGCAAACAACAUUUAGUGACCAUUGCAUGUUUUUAUUUUAGAGUCAUGUGCUUAUCAAGUUCUCAACAGCGGCGGAGAGUAUGGCGGAGCUCCGAUUAUUGUACAAGCUGCUAAGUAUGUGAUAUUUCUUGCAUUCUCUAGAUCUCCUCUCUUUUAAGUCGUCCCUCGCCAAGAAGCCCCUCCCCCUCCCUCAAAAGUGCCUGAAACAGUACUGUAAGCCCCAGGAUAAAGAGGUUAUGGUAUUUAAUUAUGUCAUUUUAUGAAAUUCUCAAAUUUGAAAGUGACAAGUGUUCUUGUUGAACUGUUUUCAUAGAAUCCACAAAGACGACGAAGAAGUGAUGGAGAAUAUUUGUGCGUUGUUUUGUGAACUGUCUGAAUAUGGUGAGGAAUUAAUAAAAAGUGAAAUCAGAUUGUUGUUGAAAAUUGUAAUGAAUGAAGUUCUUUUUACUAGAUGAGAUAUGUACGGAGGUGAAUUCACUCAAUGUCAAAUCAAUUUUAACAGAAGCGAAAAGGAAGUUUUCAAAAAACGAUGUAAGUAUUCAGGACUGAUGUGAAACUGCAUCAAAUCUUGGUCAGAGGUGAACCGUUUUAUCAAUAUGCCUCCUUGUUCGUGAUAAUUUCAGCAUACUACAUUUUAUUUAGGAUUUAAUCACGUCAGUACUAAACACUCUUACCAGACUGGGCGGUGGUCAACAUACGGGAAAGAGAGCUGGUUCAGCAAGGUCACGUCCUAGGACUCCAUUGAGAAAAUAAUCAUUUCAUGUUGGGAAUCAUGACCGUAUAUUUCAAACUCCGUGGUGAACUCGCAGUCAAUGAGGGCUACAAAGUAAUGUUCAUUCUUUUCAUUAUAUGUAGUAGUGUUGUAUUUGAUGGCAAAUAAAUAAUGAUAUGGUUUCAUUUGGUCAUGGAAAUGUGAAGUUGACCAUCAUUUGAUGUAACAGUCACAGAAACACACGAAUAGACAGGCGAAACUUUGGAUUCACUUCUAAAUACACUGUUUAAAGAUUAAAGUGACAAUGUAAAUAAGCAUUCAAACGUAUAUAAUUAUUAAUACAAUGUUAAAGUCCUAAAGUUAUAAAUGUACCGGUAAAUAUUUGUGCUUGUCAAUAUUUUGCUUACACGAAUUCUGUUAAAUUUUCAACCGCAGUCCGAAUUUCGCAGGCGCAGAUGAGUAUUUACUACAUAAAAGUAUUAAAAAUCUAAAGUUUGGAAAGAAAUUGAAAUUAUUUUUGUACGAUUUAGAAGAUAAAAAAUGCUUGCGGAUGCUAUUUUGAUAUUGUGUAUAUCUGUAUUUACUGCUCUCCUUGCAGAAGGUUUGUAGAAUGAAAUAUUUUGGUCCAUUUCUUGAAUUCAUUGGUAGCUUUGUUUGUGUACCCUAUAUUUGUAUUUUAUAGUAGAGAUUUUUCCAUAUUUCAACCAGGUAUUACAUAUUUAUUGGUGUACAGAACAGAAAAAUAUAAGAAAUUAAAAGCUGAGGUGGAAAAACAUAGCAAGAAAUGUAAGUCAUAGGAUGGAAAUUGUGAAAAAUUUAUACACAAAUUAUGCUGACUGUGUUUGUAUUUUUGUUCAUAGUGGAGCGAAAGAAAGAGACAACAUCAGAUAUGUCUGGUGGACAGAAGAAGAAAAUUGGUAAAAUUGUAUUUCUCAGAAAUAUUAGAUGCUGUUGAGAUUCUGGCGUGGAGAAAUUGACCUUUUCCAUUAGCUUGCGAUUUUGUCCCAGUUCAGGAUUUUCAGAAGAAAUCUAUUUGUCAACAACAGCUGUAUAAGUUUUCUCAAGUGGUGGUUUUAUAUGCAUAAAUUGAUUUGGAAAUAUUGAUAAAAUUUUAGAGCGUGUUGAAGAGAAAUUAAAAAAUAACAACAGAGACUUAUCAAUGGUAAGAAAUAUUGUCUGGACAAACAUACAUUGAUGUUUUUUGAUAUUUGAUGUUACUAAUACACCUUUACAUCAAAUUCAUUUUAAACCAGGUUAAAAUGAAGUCUAUGUUUGCAAUUGGAUUUACAUUUACAGCCUUGAUGGGAAUGUUUAAUUCAAUGUAAGUAUUUGAUCUUUCUUUUCCAGAUUAAUUUGGAUUUUAGUGUUUGACGUUGUUGAUGUUUUUAUAUUUAGUUUUGAUGGCAGAGUUGUAGCCAAGCUUCCAUUUGUCCCAAUAUCAUGGUUUCAAGGUUUAUCUCAUCGUAACCUCCCAGGAUCUGACUACACUGAUUGCUCUUUCAUAUUUCUUUAUAUUUUAUGCACCAUGUCUAUCAGACAGGUUAGUAUGAUGACAGUCUUUCAAUAAGCAUUACAGAGAAAUAUUGUCAUAAUGCACCCAAAUGCACUGUACUUUAGUGUUCUACUCUGUCUAAUGUUGCAUUUUUGCAGUUAACAAGUCUGACAGGAUAUUUUAUCUCAUUUUUCUUGCCAGAAUAUUCAAAAGAUUCUUGGUUUUGCUCCAUCAAGAGCUGCAAACAAGGCUCCAGGUUUUCUUAACCCAGCUCCUGCAACUAAAUAG